UCCCAGUGACUACGUUGCUUUACGCGCCUUUCUUCACACUCCAUCAAGAUGAGCGCAGAGCCAGACCACACCCACGACAAGAAGAGGGUCAACCUCAAUGACCCCUCGGGCGCCGAGAAGAAAGAGGAGCUCGACACCUCGACCGCUAUCCUCAAGAAGAAGAAGAAGCCCAACUCUCUGAUUGUUACCGAUGCCGUCAACGAUGACAACUCCGUUAUUGCCCUUUCCAACAACACGAUGGAGACCCUCCAGCUCUUCCGCGGUGAUACCGUCCUUGUCAAGGGCAAGAAGCGCAAGGACACGGUUCUGAUUGUCUUGGCGGAUGAUGAUCUCGAUGACGGCAGCGCUCGCAUCAACCGUGUCGUCAGACACAACCUCCGUGUCAAGCACGGCGACAUGAUCACCGUCCACCCUUGCCCCGACAUCAAAUAUGCCAAGCGUAUUGCCGUCCUUCCUAUUGCCGACACCGUUGAGGGCCUGACCGGCUCCCUCUUCGACGUCUACCUUGCCCCCUACUUCCGCGAAGCCUACAGACCCGUCCGACAGGGAGAUCUGUUUACAGUACGAGGAGGUAUGAGACAGGUGGAGUUCAAGGUUGUUGAGGUCGAUCCCCCAGAGUACGGUAUUGUGGCCCAGGACACGAUCAUCCACUGCGAGGGCGAGCCCAUCCAGCGUGAAGACGAGGAGGGCAACCUCAACGAGGUCGGUUACGAUGACAUUGGUGGCUGCCGCAAGCAGAUGGCUCAGAUCCGCGAGCUGGUCGAAUUGCCCCUGCGUCACCCCCAGCUCUUCAAGUCCAUCGGUAUCAAGCCCCCUCGUGGUAUCCUGAUGUACGGUCCUCCCGGUACUGGUAAGACUCUGAUGGCUCGUGCUGUUGCCAACGAGACCGGUGCCUUCUUCUUCCUGAUCAACGGUCCCGAGAUCAUGUCCAAGAUGGCUGGUGAGUCCGAGUCGAAUCUGCGCAAGGCUUUCGAGGAGGCCGAGAAGAACUCCCCCGCCAUCAUCUUCAUCGAUGAAAUCGAUUCCAUUGCCCCCAAGCGUGAGAAGACCAACGGAGAAGUCGAGCGCCGUGUUGUCUCCCAGCUCCUCACCCUCAUGGACGGUAUGAAGGCCCGCUCGAACGUCGUUGUGAUGGCCGCCACCAACCGCCCCAACUCCAUCGACCCUGCCCUUCGUCGUUUCGGUCGUUUCGAUCGUGAGGUCGACAUCGGCAUCCCUGACCCUACCGGCCGUCUCGAGAUUCUGUCGAUCCACACCAAGAACAUGAAGCUGGGUGAUGAUGUCGACUUGGAGACGAUCGCUGCUGAGACCCACGGUUAUGUCGGUUCCGAUCUCGCCUCGCUCUGCUCUGAGGCCGCCAUGCAGCAGAUCCGUGAGAAGAUGGACCUGAUUGACUUGGAUGAGGAUACCAUUGACGCUGAGGUCCUCGACUCUCUUGGUGUUACCAUGGAGAACUUCCGUUACGCCCUUGGUGUCUCCAACCCCUCCGCUCUGCGCGAGGUUGCCGUCGUCGAGGUCCCCAACGUCCGUUGGGAGGAUAUUGGUGGUCUCGAGGAGGUCAAGCGCGAGCUUAUCGAGAGCGUCCAGUACCCUGUCGACCACCCCGAGAAGUUCCAGAAGUUCGGUCUUUCUCCUUCCCGCGGUGUGCUGUUCUACGGCCCCCCUGGUACUGGUAAGACCAUGCUGGCCAAGGCCGUGGCCAACGAGUGCGCUGCCAACUUCAUUUCCGUCAAGGGUCCUGAGUUGCUGAGCAUGUGGUUCGGUGAGUCGGAGAGCAACAUCCGUGACAUCUUCGACAAGGCUCGUGCCGCCGCCCCUUGCGUCGUCUUCCUCGAUGAGUUGGAUUCCAUUGCCAAGUCCCGUGGUGGAUCCGUCGGCGAUGCUGGUGGUGCUUCCGACCGUGUGGUCAACCAGCUCCUAACCGAAAUGGAUGGUAUGACCUCCAAGAAGAACGUCUUCGUCAUCGGUGCUACGAAUAGACCCGAGCAGCUGGACGCUGCCCUGGUCCGUCCGGGUCGUCUGGAUACUCUGGUCUACGUUCCCCUGCCCGACCAGGCCUCCCGUGAGAGCAUUCUUAAGGCCCAGCUGCGCAAGACGCCCGUUGCUCCUGAUGUCGACAUCUCCUUCAUCGCCAGCAAGACCCACGGCUUCUCCGGUGCCGAUCUUGGCUUCGUUACUCAGCGUGCUGUCAAGCUCGCCAUCAAGCAGUCGAUCAGCGCCGACAUCGACCGCCAGAAGCAGCGCGAGGCCCAGGGUGAGGACGUCAAGAUGGAGGACGAGGAGCUUGAAGAGGAGGACCCCGUGCCGGAGCUGACCCGUGCCCACUUCGAGGAGGCGAUGAAGUCGGCCAGAAAGUCGGUUAGCGAUGUGGAGAUCCGCCGCUACGAGGCUUUCGCGCAGAGCUUGAAGAACUCUGGCGGCAGCACCUUCUUCCGCUUCCCUUCCUCGGGUGAGGUGGCGGACAACAACACUUUUGGCGAAGCCGGCAAUGACGACAGCCUCUACGACUAAACUGUAUCUUUUCAUGCUUUGUUUCCUAUGCGCACUUAGUUAGAUCAGCGGGGUGAGCCUCGACUAAAUCACGUUGGUUGACAAGUACUUUUGUGGCCAUUUCUUAUUAUUCUGGGUGCUAAGAUAGUUCUGAUCCAUCUAAUAGCCAAGAAGUUGCUACGAUGAUUGAUUCCGUUGGGUGUGGAACGAAGUAGUAGAAUUUGGUAUCUAGAAAAUGCAAUGCCGACCCUGAUAACACC
This is a messenger RNA of Aspergillus brunneoviolaceus CBS 621.78, 2750 nucleotides long. RefSeq names its product AAA family ATPase CDC48 (gene cdc48). NCBI's taxonomy places the organism in Eukaryota, Fungi, Ascomycota, Eurotiomycetes, Eurotiales, Aspergillaceae. Gene Ontology annotation, molecular function: ATP hydrolysis activity; ATP binding; polyubiquitin modification-dependent protein binding. Bases 49 to 2511 code for a protein of 820 amino acids. The record is from RefSeq and is a predicted model, not a curated record. The transcript has 6 exons. Gene Ontology annotation, biological process: autophagosome maturation; retrograde protein transport, ER to cytosol; mitotic spindle disassembly. Gene Ontology annotation, cellular component: nucleus; VCP-NPL4-UFD1 AAA ATPase complex; cytosol.